AUGUGGAGGACGCCUCUGAUCUUCUACCUGCUGGCGGCGCUGGCCCCGGCCCUCCGGGCUCGGGAGCUCGCCGGGGCCGUCGCGCCUCAGGACUGCAGCCUGGACUGUAUCCGGCAGGGUGGACCGGCGUGCGAGUACUGCCGAGUGAGCAGAGGAGAUGUCAAGACGGCUCUGGGCUUCAGCGCCGGCGGGGCGUUUGGAAGCUGCGUUCCCUGGCCGUGCUUCGAGCUGGUCGGCAGAGAAGACCCCAAAAUCUGCCAGCACUACGUCCAAGCUCCGGACGACGUGAAGGUGGAGUUCCUCCACGACCCCGACCCCAAGUCGGACACGGCGGUGGUCUCCUGGAGGCCCAGUCCCUACGGGAUCGCCUUCCUGCGGGGCUUCCAGGUGUCGCUCCAGGCUUUGGGAGGCUCUGCUUCGUCCUGUCAGCUCUUCCUCUUCCACCGGAACGUCUCCCUGCCGGCCUCACACACUCAGAAGGUGUACCGCUCCGACCCGUUCCCCGGCCUGUUCCUGGGCGCCCAGUAUGCUGUGACGGUCAUGGCCCUGCCGGUGCCCGAGCAGUGGGAGAAGUUCUACCACAGCCAGACCUUCUCCACCCGCUCCUGUGCAGAGAAGAACAGUCUGGAGCAGUGCAAAGAAGACUGGUACCCCAACCAGGUGGAGGUCCAGCAGGAGGGCACCGCCAUCACCGUGACCUUUAACCUGGCGCCCCCGGACCUGGGCAUCCGCAGCUACUUCUCCCUGUGUCACGCCAACGGCUUGAAGAAAUACACCGACAUCACUCCGAAUUCCACCAAAAACAAAACUCACCACACAUACCAGCUGAAGGGCCUCCAAGAAGGAACCAAUUACACUUGUGCGAUCGCGGCGAAUGAAGUGGAUGCAGUGAGGAAAACCUUCAACGUUCAGGUCAUGAGGCUUCAUAAAGGACCUCUCUCCAAGCCUCCGUUCUCCGUCUCCACCUCCCUGGCCGUCGUCCUUCCUCUGGGUCUCAUUGCUCUGGUUGCGUUUGUUGUCAUGCUGGCAGCUUUUCUCAAGAGGCGGCCCCGAUUCCACAUGAAGAAACUCCAGUCCUCAAGCAUGAAACCAGACAUCAUCAAACAUCACGAAGACAGCGAGACUCAGGAAGAAGUGGUUUCUUUGUCCAAAAGCCGUCCGAGUCCUCCUCGUCUUCUGAUUUGCUACAGCAGCUCUGACGGCCCGGCGCAUGUCAGGGCGGUCCUGCACUUAGGAGCCUUCAUCCAGCAGCACAUGGCCACUCAGGUGUACCUGGACCUGUGGGACUCUCUGGGUGUGGCCGAGGAGGGCAGCAUGGCGUGGCACUGCCGCCACAUCCGGGACAGCGACUUCGUCCUGGUGGUGUGCUCCCGGGGCCUCCGCCCCGAACGUGGCCCCCGGGGGCCGGCGGGCCGGAGCGGGGACCACAAUCAGACCACGCCAGACCUCGAGGCCGACGCCCACGACUCGGACGUGGCCGUCCGACUCAUCGGCGAGGAGGUGUGCCGGGCCAGAGCCCGCGGCCAGGACCUGUCCAAAUACAUGGCGGCCAUUUUCAGGUACUCUGAAGAAACGGACAUCCCCGCCGAGCUGAGGCUGGUGUCCCACUACACGCUGACCAGGGACCUGCCGCUGCUCUUCUCCCACCUCCACGGCGUGGCGCUGCACCGGCCCGGCGGCUACCUGAAGAUAGACCACGUCUCAGAGGAAGGGUUCGCCCAGGUGGCGUCCGGAGCCGCUCUGCAGCGUGCCAUCCACGAGGCGGCGGCGGCCAUGACAGCCGAGAGGCAGCUCUCUGAGGAUGAAGGAGAGGCGGUGGUGUGAACCGUGGACGAUGGCGUUGAUAUGUCCAGCAGCCGGAGCGCUCCGCUAACGGGUUAAUUCCAGCCUGAUCACAGAAACAUGAAAGGAUUUUAAAUAAGGGACUGAGGCUCAGUUUAAAUUAGAUUCCGUUUUCAGUUGUUGUAGGAGAGAUUUUAUCAUAGACGCUAUGAAAUUCAAACCCGACCACAGCUGAAUUCUGGCCUGUGAUGGUGGUUCAUCCAUCUGCCAUCGCCCUCACCUCAUUCAGGCCUCAGUGAAAACACAUUUUACUGCUCUCCUGACAGGUUGUUUAUCAUUCUGCCUUUUAUUGCCCUCAGCCUGAACUCACAGGCUGUUUUGUUAUUUUUCAAUCAAGCCAGCACUUCUUCAGAUCCUCCGCUGCUCUGUCUGAAAUCUUUGUGCAUUAAUUCAUUUCACAUUGAGAGUGAAGUAGAAGCACAAAAUUACAAUCAAAUCUCUGCAGAAUUCCCAUUUAGACCCCUGAUUUAGAGGUGUAGACACAUUUGCAGGUCCUGGC
Salarias fasciatus (jewelled blenny) is the source of this 2341-nucleotide messenger RNA. RefSeq names its product interleukin-17 receptor D. The transcript has 12 exons. The record is from RefSeq and is a predicted model, not a curated record. Lineage: Eukaryota; Metazoa; Chordata; Actinopteri; Blenniiformes; Blenniidae. The coding region runs from base 1 to 1824 and encodes 607 amino acids. Gene Ontology annotation, molecular function: protein binding; interleukin-17 receptor activity.